AUGUCUUUUGUCAAGCUCAGCAUAUUUGGCACAUCUUUCGAGGUAACUACCCGCUAUGUCGAUCUACAGCCUGUUGGAAUGGGGGCAUUUGGCCUUGUCUGCUCUUCCAAGGAUCAACUCACUGGGACUUCUGUUGCAAUCAAGAAGAUUAUGAAACCCUUCAGUACCCCAGUAUUGAGCAAGCGAACAUACCGUGAGCUCAAGCUCCUCAAGCACAUACAACACGAGAACAUUAUCAGCCUUAGUGAUGUGUUCAUCUCACCACUUGAAGAUUUGUAUUUUGUUACCGAACUGCUCGGCACGGACCUCCAUCGACUACUGACGUCGCGCCCCCUGGAGAAGCAGUUCGUUCAAUACUUCCUGUAUCAGAUUCUGCGUGGACUAAAAUAUGUCCACUCCGCGGGUGUCGUGCAUCGCGACCUCAAACCUAGUAACAUCCUUGUCAACGAGAACUGUGACUUGAAGAUCUGCGAUUUCGGAUUAGCACGGAUCCAGGACCCUCAAAUGACCGGCUAUGUCUCGACGCGAUAUUACCGUGCCCCCGAAAUUAUGUUGACCUGGCAGAAGUACGAUGUUGCGGUAGACAUCUGGAGUACAGGCUGCAUAUUCGCAGAGAUGCUCGAAGGGAAACCGUUGUUCCCCGGGAAAGAUCAUGUCAAUCAGUUUUCCAUAAUCACUGAACUAUUGGGCACCCCUCCCGAUGAUGUCAUUGAAACUAUCGCAAGCGAAAACACUCUCCGUUUUGUGCAAAGUCUGCCCAAACGCGAGCGCGUGCCUUUUAGCCAAAAGCUCCGAACUACCGAUGCAGAUGCUUUGGAUCUUCUGGAAAAGAUGCUCGUCUUCGACCCUCGGAAACGGAUAGAUGCGACCGAGUCACUUGUUCAUGAAUAUGUGGCACCAUAUCAUGAUCCGACCGACGAGCCGGUGGCUUCUGAGAAGUUUGACUGGAGCUUCAACGAUGCUGACCUGCCUGUUGACACGUGGAAGGUCAUGAUGUAUAGCGAGAUUCUAGAUUUCCAUCAGGUCGGGGACACGUCUACAUCAGCGAACGGUGUACCCGAAGGUGCACUAGCAGGGCCAGACGCACCAGCAGGAACUACACCAGCAACGUGA
Messenger RNA from Suillus paluster, 1113 nucleotides. RefSeq names its product kinase-like domain-containing protein. Gene Ontology annotation, cellular component: cytoplasm; nucleus. The record is from RefSeq and is a predicted model, not a curated record. Lineage: Eukaryota; Fungi; Basidiomycota; Agaricomycetes; Boletales; Suillaceae. Bases 1 to 1113 code for a protein of 370 amino acids. Gene Ontology annotation, biological process: stress-activated MAPK cascade; protein phosphorylation; cellular response to oxidative stress. The transcript is spliced from 13 exons. Gene Ontology annotation, molecular function: ATP binding; MAP kinase activity.